This is a messenger RNA of Phyllostomus discolor (pale spear-nosed bat), 2330 nucleotides long. RefSeq lists its product as uncharacterized. The coding region runs from base 1006 to 1824 and encodes 272 amino acids. The record is from RefSeq and is a predicted model, not a curated record. NCBI's taxonomy places the organism in Eukaryota, Metazoa, Chordata, Mammalia, Chiroptera, Phyllostomidae. The transcript has 8 exons.
UGCUGGUGGCAGGUAGGUCAACAGCUAGGAGGGGGUGGGGCACGGGGAAUACUGGGAAUAUUCUCUGGAGCCAUGGAGCAGAGCACGAGCUAAAGUAGAUACGCAAGGAGUCAGAACUAAUACAGACUAGGAGGUAACCAUCCAGGCUUUGCUGGCUUUCUGAUUCUUUUGAGUGUCUGUCUGGCCCCCUCACACUCCUGGACUGUACUUGUAGCCUCAUCUGCCCAUACCAGGGAGGAGGAGGAAGAAGGAGCUUGUGGGGGAGGCCUGGGCUCUUCCUUUCACAGGGGCACAGGGACCUGGGUAGAACCUUUGGGCCCUUCUCUUAACAUGUUCACCUCUGGGGAUGGAAGUCCCACUGAGUAGGUGCUUCCUCAAUAAAAAUGGCUUCUUGAGUGUAGUAUUGGAAGCAAGGGAACACCAGCAGGGCCGAGGCUCCUGGUGGUAAGAAGGGGUGAGGUGGAGAAAGAAGAGGCCCUUAUUGCCAAGGGUCCCUAUCCUGCCUCACCUCAGCCCCCGAAUCCUGAGCACCACCCCACUGAUGCAUUAAAGACUACUGCUGGAAGGGUCCCCGCCCAGAGUGGUGGCUCCUGGCUUCAGCUGUCAGUGGAGAGACAGAUCCGAGUGCCGAUGGAGGACUAUAGCCAUGAGGACAAGGAAACAUGCCCUGGGAAUGUUGGGGGCUGGACUGUGCUCAGCCUCCCAGGGUUGGGUGAGAAGAUGGGGGUAAUGGCCCCCUCUCUCAUCUCCACCAGUUUUCUGCUUUGCAUGGAGAAACCUGAACCUGAGCUUUGCAGACCCUUAUAGGUCUGACCCCUCUGUACUGGGGGAGGCAGAGCCAGGAUCCAGAUAUCCAGGUUUCUGAGAGCUGUCUCCUGGCCUUGGCUCAGCUCUAAUUUAGGAACGGGGUGGAGUCCGAACCUGAAGAACCUGGUCAAACUCUCACCUGGGCUGCCCAGGACUGGUCCUGCACUCUCUCUGGCUCCUGCAGCGUCUCAACAGAAGAUGUCUCUGGCCAAUAGUAGCCCUAGGGCUGCUCUGCUGGGAGUCCUCCUGCUGGUCUCGCUGAUAGUCCAGAACCCAGUCAGAGGUCAGCUGACCCCUGCUCCUGUGCAGACAUGCCACAGCUUCCACUGCAUCGGAGAGAUGUGCUACCAGGAGGCAAAGUUCUCCAACCAAAUGGCAGAGUGUGAACCUGGGCAACAGCACUGUGAGUUGAUUCAACUCAACACUUCCCACUACACGGCCCGGUGCAGCCACAGCUGUGAGAGGGGAUAUGAAACUGGUCUCAGCCCUUGCCAGCUGGCCAGCACCUCUGCUCCCAGCCCAGGUCCCUGCUCUCUGCAAUGCUGCAGCGACGGCCCACACUGCCUGGCGCUCAAUGAGUUGGCCUCGGGUCUAGACCACCUGAUUGUCCCAGAGGACAAGCUGGUCCCUACUCCACCAGCCCCCAACAGAAAUGAGAAAGUCUGUGCCACCUUCUCCUGCCUAGGCAGUGAGUGCUUCAAAGGGCAGAAAGCUGUGGCCACGUGCCCUAAGGGCUUGGACUUCUGUGAGCUGAAACGGUCCAGCUCAGGCUACACUGCAGGCUGCAGCCAGGCCUGUGUGUCAAGUAUCUACAGGUGUCAUGGGGCCAUGGCUCAGGCCUGCUCUCAGGAGUGCUGCCAAGCGUCAGCUUCAGGCAGCUGCCUGCGGCUGGAUGGGGAUCUUCACUUCAACCGGGCAGCCUCAGGAGCCACCAGGAGUCCCCUGCAUUGCUCCCUGGCUGGGGCCAUGCUGCUGCUCCUCCUCCACUUUGCCCUGCUCCCAUUCCCAUUCCCUUAGCUGGCCCAGCUGAAUCAGGGAGCAGCAGCCAGGAAGACCCUGCAGGCCUGGCAAGUCCCCGGCCCCACCCCCAGCUCUGAUUCCUGUAACUGCAUCUUUAGUGAAAGGGGUUUAUCAAGUGCAAACUAUGGGCUCGAGGCUCCUCCCUCCUGCCCCUCAGCACCUGGACCUGACUGUGGUGCCCUCCAAGGUGGCAGGGCCUUAGCCCCAAUCCCAAAGAGAGGCCGGAGUUUUUCUGAAAAAAUAGAACAGAACAAAUGUUUCUCCACCCCUGACCCCAUAAAGUGGGAGGACUCCAAAGUCCUGCAGGGACAGAUUGCAAAAUGUGUCCAGCCCCAUCCACUUUUCCCAGACCCUCCUCCCCAGCCUUUGACAUUAAGAGUGGGGCUAGAAUUUGGGUUCCCCUGCUUUCCUGCAGUGAGGUCCACCCCCUUUAUCUCCAAGGGUACAAAUCAAUCCCCUUUUUUCUCAUCCCCCACAUGACUUUGACACCAAAUUCAAAUAAA